GGAAAUGGGCGGUGGUGGUCUAACGGGGAGCGUUUGUCGAAGGAUGCGGGCGUCGGGUGCUCGGCAGUUCCCCUUCCUCUCCACGGCUGGAUGCGUUCUGUUGAUGUCGAUGCUGCACACGCGCCUGGGCCUGGACGAUUCCAAGGACGACACGACGGCCUGCCCAUCUCAGGAUCACGCGUCGCGAGCAGUCUUGAUGACCGCCUCACGCGUCUAGUCCCUACCGCUCCGCCCUCCAUCCCCAACACCGCCGACCACCAUGGCCACGACGCCUUCCACCGCGGUCGGCCCCAACAAUAACGCGACCAGUGCCGCUCCUACCCCCGACAAUAAUAACCAUGAUGGCGCGUCGACCGCGGAUCAACAACCGGGCACGAAUACUGAUGGCCAGGACGCGAUUCGGGAAGGCAAACAAAAAGCCAAAGAAACCAUGCAAGCUCAAGGGCUAGCGACAAAUGCUUCGCCCGCACAAACUGGCACCACCAAUGGCUCCGCGCAGUCCAAUGGCACUCCUCAGCUAAGUCGGAAGCGAUCGCGCGAUGGCACACAACUACCUGUGAGCGCGACCACGAAUGAGCCUCAGCCGGCGCACGAUGAAGUUCUGCUGGACCGAUAUAUUCAGCGGGAUCUCCUGUAUGGCGCUGCUAUGAAUGACCAGUCGCAGCGAUCGCGCGAUCUUCUGUUGGCCAAGGAGAAGGAGAAGGAAUUCUACAUGACUGAGGUCGCUGCGCGCCGGCGGACCAAUCCAGGCUCAGUAUAUGGCUAUGGGUUCGCAGGGUAUGGCAAUGGCAGAACGGAUGCGAAAUCGCAAAUCGUCUAUAGCUCCAACCGGGGACCGCCAAAGGGCCGGAGGUCAAAACAGAUCCACAUCAACCGCAGGGACUUGCAACAGCAGGCCGAGCAGCAUGAAGAGCUCGUCCCGGUACGAUUGGACAUCGAGCUGGACAAGUUGAGGUUGCGCGACACCUUCACAUGGAACCUGCACGAGAAAUGCAUCAGUCCGGACAUCUUCAUGGAAUACCUUCUCGAGGACCUUAAGAUUCCACCGGAAAACCUGCGUGAAGUGUCGCAGCAAAUCAAGGCGGAGAUGCAGGAACAGCUUCAAAACUACUAUCCACACAUAAUCGUCGAAGAUGGCCCUGUGGAAGCUGGCGUUCCGUAUUCUGGUCACAAGGACGACGAGAUGCGAAUACAGAUCAAGUUGAACAUCACGAUCGGACGAAUAACACUCGUCGAUCAGUUUGAAUGGGACAUCAACAAUCCUCUGAAUUCGCCCGAAGAAUUCGCUGCAUCCAUGGCCAAAGAAAACGCUCUCUCCGGCGAAUUUACGACGGCUAUCGCACACUCAAUACGAGAACAGAGCCAACAAUAUACCAAAGCACUUUAUCUCACGAACCACCCCUUUGACGGACGACCAAUCGAGGACCCAGAACUGAGAGAUAAUUUCCUACCAGCACCCAUCCAUAGUGCGUUCCGACCUGUACAAACACAGAAAGAUUUCACGCCGUACAUGUACGAAAUGAGCGAAGCCGAGCUUGAACGAACCGAGACAUCUAUGAUGCGCGAGCACCGAGCACAGAAACGACAGCUGAACCGUCGGGGUGGGCCGGCUUUGCCUGACCUGCGCGAGAGGCCGAGAACGGUCAGGUCCCUCAUCGUGCAUUCCGUCAUUCCUGGUGCGGUGGAGACAUUUGACACGACUGGGAUACCCAAGACCAGGCGCGGCGGAAGAGGUGGACGCCGUAGUGGCCGGGCUGCUGAUGGCGAUAUCGACUCUGAUGAUCUGGACAGCGAAGAUUCUGGUGCGGAGCAGCAAUCUCCUGCGCCUUCGGCCAUGAUGAACACGGGAGGCACCGCGAGAACCCGUGGCAUGCGUGGUGCCGCCGCGCAAGCGCAAGCGAACAUGCGCGCUGGAUACGGUCGAUCAGCAACGCCCGAUUCACAAGCCAUGGCUGCACCGGCGCGAGAAACACGAACUGCUCCCGAAAGGUCGAGUCGAUUGCGAGAAGAAAGCGCUGCGGUUCUGGACGAGGAUGAAACGUUGAUCGUCAAGCUGAAGAUUGGCAAAGCCAAGUUGAAAGCGUUCUGGGACGCUUUGCAGGCCAAGAAACGCGCGAAAGAAUUCCCACUGUCCGGCUAUGCCUCUGGACCAUCGCUGGGACCUGGUCUCCAGCCUGGCACACCUGCGCGAGGAGCCACCAGCACUCCGAACAUGACCCCACGAACGCUGCCACCCCGGAGUACACCGCAGCCCAACGGCAACCACUCUCGGGCGCCAUCAACAGCACGGCAGGCACGGGCCGGUUCAAGUGCGAAUGUGAGUUACGACUCACGCGGCGCUGUCGACAUAGCACGUUGGCCAGCGCCGGAUGAUGAUGCGCCCGCCCCUCCGCCCUGGCUCAAUGAAGCUAUCGAGACUCUGCGCGCCGAGCACCCUGACGACAACUUCAUGCCCUUCAUGCGAGCGUAUAUGAUCGACGUCGAGACUGGAAGUAUCACAAAGGGCAAGCAACCUCCCACUGUCGGCGGCACCGCUCCAGCUGGGAUUAAAUACCAGUACCUGCCCCGGAUUCGAUGCAAUGAUUGUCCUGGCAAGCUGUACACGGCGGUGCCUGACAAAGUCAUUCAAGAUUUCUCUGUCCAUCUGCGAAAUCGCGUACACAGGGAGAUGGUGUUGGCACGAAAAGAGGGCAGGACACCGAAAGUUGGAAAUUAAUGAUGCCAGGCGGCAAAGACCAGCCGCAGCUGUGAAGCACAUUGAUGAUAGAAAUCGUGUUGAAUGAACAAAAGUCACAUGCAGUUGUGUCCUGCUUUGUGCAGAUGUUUUCGUAACGUAGCGAAAGUUGUAUAGAGGAACGAGUGAUGUUCGUUGUGUGCAG
Messenger RNA from Cercospora beticola, 2879 nucleotides. RefSeq names its product SWI/SNF chromatin-remodeling complex subunit SNF5. Gene Ontology annotation, biological process: chromatin remodeling; positive regulation of pseudohyphal growth by positive regulation of transcription from RNA polymerase II promoter. NCBI's taxonomy places the organism in Eukaryota, Fungi, Ascomycota, Dothideomycetes, Mycosphaerellales, Mycosphaerellaceae. Gene Ontology annotation, molecular function: transcription coregulator activity. The record is from RefSeq and is a predicted model, not a curated record. Gene Ontology annotation, cellular component: nucleus; SWI/SNF complex; nuclear chromosome.